AAAAGAAUAUAAUUUUUUAAUACACUCGUGAAUUUCUCGUACUACUCGAGUAUCUAUUCCCUUCGUUUUACUGUUGGAGUAUUCGAACCUCUAAUCUUUCAGUUUGUUGAUAUUAGUCAGUUGAGCUAUACUCUAGUUGAUUUUAGUGAACUUGAUGUUGUUUUUAAGCGAUAUUGACAAUAAAUGAGCUCGGUGGUUAGUAAUCGUUAUAUACGAAAUGGGUUUUCGAGAUCGAGAGAGAAAAGUAAAUAGAAUUUUGAUAGAGGUCCGAAAAAGUACGAAAAGACUAUCCUUUCUCAAACUUAAUCUCUUCUUUUUGCAGAUGUAUAGAACUGUGAAAACCACUGACAGAGCGGCUUCUUCUGGGAAUUCCGAUGUUUACGAUCAAAAUGGGUCAUCUGGAGAUACGACAAAUGAAGACAUAACGUAUGAAAAUGAGAAGUCGUCGAGAAUUAGGUCGAGUGCUCCAACUACUGAUGAUGAGCAUGGAUAUCGACAAACCGUUGGAGACAAACAAGAUCAUCAUCAUCAUCAUCCUCAUAAGGACUUCUAUUCUCUAUGGAGCAAUUCUUCGAGGUAAAUCACAAUUCCUUCUCCACCUUCUCGAGAAAUUAUUUGAAGGGUUAGAAGAAUUUGAUUGACGAUUUUACUGUUGGAAGUACGAGAAAAGUUAAGAAUAGGGUUUUUUUUUCAAUACAUUCGUUUCGUAGUCGUAAAGUUAUAGAAAAGAAAAACCCUUUUGAUAUAAAAAAAACAACGAGAAUUUUAGUGCAAAAAAGACUCUUUCAACCCUUUAUUAAUUCUC
Molecule: messenger RNA, 805 nt
Organism: Cucurbita pepo subsp. pepo (vegetable marrow)
Lineage: Eukaryota; Viridiplantae; Streptophyta; Magnoliopsida; Cucurbitales; Cucurbitaceae
Source: RefSeq, a predicted model, not a curated record